Molecule: messenger RNA, 1481 nt
Organism: Microcebus murinus (gray mouse lemur)
Lineage: Eukaryota; Metazoa; Chordata; Mammalia; Primates; Cheirogaleidae
Gene: SLC31A1
Product: solute carrier family 31 member 1
Biological process (GO): copper ion transmembrane transport
Cellular component (GO): membrane
Molecular function (GO): copper ion transmembrane transporter activity
Source: RefSeq, a predicted model, not a curated record
AGAGAGGCAGUGGGCGGGGAAGGGGCGGGAACCCUCAGCCUCGGUGGCGGUCGUGGACACGUCGAGCCGGGCAGAAGCGGAGGGGGCUUCUGAGGAGUCGUGAAAGGGUGAGGUUAAGAUUCUGUGAGGGAGGCACCAGUGGCUGGAUUCGACCUGGGAAGAAUCUUCUACUGAUCCUCAACUUUGCCUGGAAAAAUGAAUCAUUCUCACCAUCACCCGACAACUUCAUCCUCACACUCCCAUGGUGGAGGAGACAGCGACAUGAUGAUGAUGAUGCCUAUGACCUUCUACUUUGGCUUUAAAAAUGUGGAACUCUUGUUUUCCGGUUUGGUGAUCAAUACAGCUGGAGAAAUGGCUGGAGCUUUUGUGGCAGUGUUUUUACUAGCAAUGUUCUAUGAAGGACUCAAGAUAGCCCGAGAGAGCUUGCUGCGUAAGUCACAAGUCAGCAUUCGGUACAAUUCCAUGCCUGUCCCAGGACCAAAUGGAACCAUCCUUAUGGAGACCCACAAAACUGUUGGGCAACAGAUGCUGAGCUUUCCCCACCUCCUGCAAACAGUGCUGCAUAUCAUCCAGGUGGUCAUCAGCUACUUCCUUAUGCUCAUCUUCAUGACAUACAACGGGUACCUCUGCAUUGCUGUAGCAGCAGGGGCUGGUACAGGAUACUUUCUCUUCAGCUGGAAGAAGGCAGUGGUAGUGGACAUCACAGAGCAUUGCCAUUAAUGUCUAACUCCAUGGCGUGGCCUUACCGAUUACAGUGGGAAGCAGUUCGAGACUGGAAGAUGUGAUUCCUGGUCCAAUCAUCCCUUUUUGCUCCUGUCUCUUUAUACACACACACAUACACAUGCCCCUGCUCAACAGAAGUUUAGUUUACAGUCUCUGAGCUAAAGUGGUAACCUCCCAAACUUUUUUCUAAUAAGCUGAGAUUCCCAUAUCUCUUGAGGAGAAGCCACCCAUGAGAUGUCUUUUCCUCCUCCAUCAUUCUAGAUCUAAGUUAUAUGUUCUUGUCUAAUCUAGGUAGCUUUCUAUUCAAUGACUUGAUCAUCUGCUUCCUUUUUAAUCUUCUGAAUUUUUUUAAACAGACUGUAAGUGAAUUUGGUGGGUUUUUUCCCUGUGUGAGUGAUGGAAAGGGAUUAAUUUCAGCCAGGAUUAAUGGCAGCUGAGGGAAAUUCUUGCCCAACUAAACCCAGAACUCAAACUUAACAUUAGAAAAUAAGGUUCUGUCCUUGGACUUAAUGAGUGGGAGAUACAUUGUGCCUUUCUCUAGGUGUGAUGUGUUGCACCGAAAUCUUUGUAGUGUGCAGAAGAGUGGUUUGAGACUAAAUACAGGCCUAGGGCUUGCAGAGUGUGUAUUCUUGAAUGGCUAACUCAUCAGCUUGUGUUCUCACUUAACAUUUUGAUUAGAAUGAACUUGCCAGUCAAAAAAAAAAAAGACAAUCAAUUUGAGAAAAUAGAUAUUUUAAAAUAAAACCAUUGGCAUUUUA